Arabidopsis arenosa is the source of this 717-nucleotide messenger RNA. The record is from the annotation of a GenBank genome assembly. Lineage: Eukaryota; Viridiplantae; Streptophyta; Magnoliopsida; Brassicales; Brassicaceae.
AUAAAAAAAGAAAGCAUCGAAUUCCAUCGGAAGAAAUCGCCAUGGUAGCCGCAACAGUUAACCUUGCGAACAUGACAUGGACGUCGCUAAAUUCAAAUCCAGCAAUCUCUUUCUCCAUGUUAAGCGGAAUCAGAAGCUUGGGUAUGUUACCUUUGAGGAGAUGUCUAAAGCCGACAGUAAUCGGAAUCGCGUCGUGGCCACCACAACGUUGUUCAUCUGUUAGGGCCAUGUCUUCAUUCGGAUCGACAUUGGAAGAGACUGUUAAAACGACUGUGGCAGAGAACCCUGUCGUUGUUUACUCCAAAACCUAUUGCUCAUACUCGUCUGAAGUGAAGUCCUUGUUCAAGAGUCUUCAAGUUGAGCCACUGGUUGUUGAAUUGGAUGAACUCGGUUCAGAGGGGCCGCAGCUACAAAAUGUGUUGGAGAAAAUUACUGGACAAUACACUGUUCCUAAUGUUUUCAUUGGAGGCAAGCACAUUGGUGGCUGCUCAGAUACAUUGCAGCUGUACAAUAAAGGAGAACUGGAGGCAAUGUUAGCUGAAGCCAAUGGAAAAACCGGUCAGACCUAGAGAUUUUUAGAGAUGAAACUGGUUGGUGAUUUCUUCAUGUUUCCUUAUUGAAGUCGAGAUGAUUGCUGUUUGAAUUCACUGUCUAUAUAGAGAGAUUUUCAAUAAGAAUCUUGUGUUUCUUUCUACGUAAUAAACAGUCAGUGAGUCA